AUGCGAAACAUAUCAAAGAAAUUGCAGAGGAAGAGGCUACAAAGUCGAAAUUGCAGAGGAAGAACUCUAGAGGCAAGGAUUGUUCUUCUUCAUGACGAAAUUUCCAUGGUUGGCAAGGAAAUAGUUGCUCUUAAAGGUAUGCACAUGGCUUUUUCUUUUUCUGAAAUGAAGUGGAUUAGCUUAACUAACAUCAAAAGUGUGCUUGGAAUCAUGGACCUCGAAGUUCAGACCCAUAUGGCAGGACAAACUGCCAAGCAUUCCGAAAUUCCUAAGUUCAACAAAGGGAAGAGGAAGAUAAGCUAUGAAACCUCUCUUGCACCUGAACUAGCAGAGAUGCAAGAAGAGCUUAAAUCUGCUCGUCUUAAGCUAGCUGAGCAUGAUGAGGAGAAUAAUCGACGUGAUGAGGAGCUAAAGGAGCUAAGGCAAAGUCAUGCUCGGGUUUCUGAACUUGAGAAGCUCCUCACGUUUUUGAAGAAGGAAAAUCCGUAG
This is a messenger RNA of Arabis nemorensis, 489 nucleotides long. NCBI's taxonomy places the organism in Eukaryota, Viridiplantae, Streptophyta, Magnoliopsida, Brassicales, Brassicaceae. The record is from the annotation of a GenBank genome assembly.